AGCAGGUUACUGUUGCUGCAGUCUAUGAGAGAAUGUCCAUCUAACUUGGGGAGUAGAGAAGCAGUCAUCAACCUUAUCCAUUUAAACCUUAAGCGGGGUGGAUUUUUCAUCAGCAUUUUACAUGCUGUACAGCUUUGGUGUCUUUGAUCCUUUUUGCCAGUCCAUUACAAACACAGAGGUGCCCUGAAGAGGAGAAGGGGCUUCACUCUCUGGACAAGAAAUGGACAUAGAACACGGAUUCUAUCGGCCGGUGGAUGUCCAGGCCUACGCUCACUACAUUGUUGCCUUCUUUGUCUUGGUAAUUGGAACAUUGGGUGUUACUGGCAAUGCCUUGGUCAUGUAUGCCUUUUUCUGUAACAAGAAGCUACGGACUGCCCCCAACUAUUUCAUCAUGAACCAAGCAGUCAGUGACUUCCUCAUGGCAAUUACACAGUCACCCAUCUUCUUUGUGAACUCCCUUUACCAAGGUUGGAUUUUUGGGGAAACAGGCUGUAAAAUUUACGCCUUCUGUGGAGCUUUGUUUGGACUCACUUCCAUGAUAAACCUUCUGGCCAUCUCUCUAGAUCGCUACAUUGUCAUCACCAAGCCUCUGCAGGCCAUACGGUGGACCUCCAAGAGACGCACUUGUCUCGUUAUUGCUCUGGUCUGGCUGUACUCACUAGCCUGGAGCCUUGCACCCCUUUUAGGGUGGAGUUCAUACAUACCGGAGGGCCUGAUGACCUCAUGCACAUGGGACUACAUGACAUCUACUCCUGCAAAUAAAAGUUAUACUUUGAUGCUAUGCUGCUUUGCAUUCUUCAUCCCUCUGGGCAUUAUAUCCUAUUGUUAUCUGUGCAUGUUCCUGGCAAUCCGCCAUGCAAGCAGAGAUGUGGAGAAGUUUGGGAAUCAGGUGAGGAAGUCAACUCUGAUCCAGCAGCAGUCCAUCAAGACUGAAUGGAAGCUGGCCAAGAUUGCCUUUGUGGUCAUCAUAGUGUAUGUGCUUUCCUGGUCGCCCUAUACAUGUGUCACCCUCAUCGCCUGGGCUGGAUAUGGAAGAAUCCUCAGUCCUUAUUCCAAAGCUGUCCCUGCUGUUAUAGCCAAGGCAUCGACCAUUUACAACCCUAUUAUCUAUGCCAUCAUUCACUCUAAAUACAGGGACACCAUGGCAGAAAAGGUUCCCUGUCUGCACUUCCUAGCCCAGGUCUCACGGAGGAAGUGCAUAUCAGACAGCGAGUCCUCCAUCAGGGAGUUGGGGCUGAGCAGACAGUCAUCAGUCUUCAAAACCAAGUUUCACAGAGUUUCCUCCAUGUCUACGACAGACACACAGGUUUGGAGUGAUGUGGAGGUGGACUCUAUCGAUCAGAGCCAAUGUGUGAGGUCCAGCUAUUCCCUCGGGGCUCUGAGGGACAAAGAGCACAAGUCAUUAGCUAAGCAGGCCAUAGGAAAGGGAAGCCAAAGCCAGGAACAGAUCCACAUGCCAGAGCGAGGAUCACUGAACAGAUGUGACCACACCCCAUCACCUGAGUCUGUCUGCACAGUCAUGCCAUCGGCAUUGGGGAAGAGAAGGGAGGAGAAUCCCAACAGUUGGAAUAAAGAGAACACACAGGAAAAUGAGGAAAAAGAGGGUGAACAUGAACAGAGAGAGGCACAGCAAGUUCAGAAGGAAAAAGAAGUGAAGGAGCCUAAGGACCUCAUCCAGCCAGACUCUCUGGACAAUAUUGUAUGUGUGCACUCCCAAGCUAUCAUCAGACCCAACUUAAACCAUAACUAUUGUGAGGAAAAACAAACCACACAGAGCAGACAGAGAGAACUGUUGCUCAAUAUACAGCCUCUCGCCAGUUCUGCUCAAGGAUUUGAGUCUGUGCAAAGAUUUCUAAGCUAA
This is a messenger RNA of Perca flavescens (yellow perch), 1861 nucleotides long. RefSeq names its product opsin 4xa (gene opn4xa). Gene Ontology annotation, biological process: G protein-coupled receptor signaling pathway; visual perception. Gene Ontology annotation, cellular component: membrane. The record is from RefSeq and is a predicted model, not a curated record. The transcript is spliced from 10 exons. Gene Ontology annotation, molecular function: G protein-coupled receptor activity. Lineage: Eukaryota; Metazoa; Chordata; Actinopteri; Perciformes; Percidae. Bases 221 to 1861 code for a protein of 546 amino acids.